This is a messenger RNA of Sugiyamaella lignohabitans, 804 nucleotides long. It is a transcript of the gene ERG27, whose product is annotated as 3-keto-steroid reductase. Gene Ontology annotation, molecular function: 3-beta-hydroxysteroid 3-dehydrogenase (NADP+) activity. Gene Ontology annotation, cellular component: mitochondrial outer membrane; lipid droplet; endoplasmic reticulum membrane. Lineage: Eukaryota; Fungi; Ascomycota; Dipodascomycetes; Dipodascales; Trichomonascaceae. Bases 1 to 804 code for a protein of 267 amino acids. The record is from RefSeq and is a predicted model, not a curated record. Gene Ontology annotation, biological process: ergosterol biosynthetic process. The transcript has a single exon.
AUGCUUGGUGCUGCGAGAGACAUUAAGCAACGCUAUAAACACAUUGACUACUUAUUUCUCAACUCCAGUCACUCGCAAUUGGAAAGAAUCGAUUACGUCCAGGCCACAAAGGACUUUUUCACUCAACCAAUAAAGGCAUUUACGGUAGGGACGUUUAAAGUGCAAGGAAUUAGUAAGACCUCGCUAGAUGGGUUUGCGUCUGUGUUUCAAGCAAAUGUGCUCUCUCCUUGGUACCUCAUUAAUGAAAUUAUUCCCGUUUUAAAAGAUGGUGGAAGAAUUAUCUGGAUUUCAACAUCUAUUGCACUACCCGAAAUGCUCUCAGAAGAUGAUUUGGGUCUUGUCAAAUGUAAAUAUUCUUACGAAGCGUCAAAAUAUGAGAUUGAACUUCUUCAGCACGCAACGUACCAGUCCUUGUACAAUAAAUAUGGCAUCCAAUCCUGGCUAUUACAUCCAGGAGUUUUCAAGAGCACGACAUUUGUACCCACUCUAAACGUUUUUGCCUAUGUUGGUAUGUUCCUUAUGUUUUACAUCUGUAGACUCUUCGGAAGCAAGUACCACUGUAUUUAUCCUGAAGUUGCUGCUAAUGCUCCUGUAUGGGCGGCUGUUGGGUCUGAUCCCGAAAAAGAUGAUAUGUCUUUAAAAUAUGGCUCUGCUACCGAUCGCUGGGGAAACGAAGUGUUAGAAAGGGCAAAGUUACAAGUUGUACCUGGUCUUUCAGAAAAAAUCUAUGAAUAUGUUGAGCGCCAACGAAAAGAACUCCAGAGCCGCCUGAAAGAUCAAGUUGUAGAGCGAUAUCUUUACUAG